Molecule: messenger RNA, 891 nt
Organism: Fulvia fulva
Lineage: Eukaryota; Fungi; Ascomycota; Dothideomycetes; Mycosphaerellales; Mycosphaerellaceae
Exons: 3
Coding region: 1-891 (296 amino acids)
Source: RefSeq, a predicted model, not a curated record
AUGACACUGAUCCAAGAAGUACGUGGACACAAUACCAGCCUUCCUACGGAGGACGUCCGUCCGAUUCUCAAUGCCCAAGGCCGUCACAAGCUUCUAUCAUUUGGUCGCGCUGAGGGCGAACCAGGCUCCGCUGUACGAGACCGUCAGCUCGAAGCCUUUUGGCAACGCAACAUACCAGAACUGCACAAAAUGGUCUCACACGAUGACAGUCAGAAGGCUGAGUGGAAGGCUCAACUCAGCGACCUACCAGCCGGGCAGUACUUCUUGCUCGAGGUCUUGAGUACUAUGCCUCCGCAAGACUUCCGCAGAAUGUUCUCCAAAGAGCGUUCAGAAGCCAUCCUCAACUGCGCGUUGUGGUUCCACCGGCCAGCAAAGAUCGACGGCGGACUGAAGAGAUCGUGGUUCAUUAUCCAGACAACUUCUGCUCAGCUUACGACAUGCAAGGUCGUCCUUGUCUUUCCUCGCCAGAUCCGCCAGAGUGUCACUCAAGAUGCGAGCGUUCUGAAGGACCGCAUGGCUGCUGGAGAGGGUGGUCAAAACCUCGUCGAUCUUUGGAAAGCUGUGCUCAAAGCUCAUGACCAGGCCGUUCCAGCAGUCGUAGUACAGACUGCCGACGCCAACGCUAAGGACUGGAGUCAUCUAUCAGGCGUUGGUGUCGAUCUACUCACCGGCUAUGCUCGCUCAGAGAGUCCGAAGCAGAACCGCGCACCGCAGGAGAAUGACAUGAUCUACUUGCUCGACGAGAUCAUCAAGCAGAGAUUCCCGAAUGGCGGUGUCUUUCGCAGCUCGGACCCUGCUAGAUAUCCAGACUCUACCGCAGACUUGCAGGCAUUUUUCCAGUUCAUCGAGACUCCUGAGUGGCGCAACCACCCCUGCACUCCAGAGUGGUGA